Messenger RNA from Didymodactylos carnosus, 2410 nucleotides. The record is from the annotation of a GenBank genome assembly. NCBI's taxonomy places the organism in Eukaryota, Metazoa, Rotifera, Eurotatoria, Philodinida, Philodinidae.
GGAAAAAAGCCAUUUAUGCUAGAAAUUAGCCAUUUAUGCUAGAGAACCCUGCCGGAUAGACAAAUUAUGAAGAGAAAGAGCCGUUUAUGCUGGAGAGUAAUAAAUGGCUAUGCCGUUUAUGCUAGAGAUUAAUAAAUGGCAGAGCCAUUUAUGCUAGGAAAAAAGCCAUUUAUGCUAGAAAUUAGCCAUUUAUGCUAGAGAACCCUGCCAGAUAGACAAAUUAUGAGGAGAAAGAGCCGUUUAAGCUGGAGAGUAAUAAAUGGCUAUGCCGUUUAUGCUAGAGAUUAAUAAAUGGCAGAGCGAUUUAUGCUAGUGAAGUGUCGCGGAUAGGAAUUGGUAUAGAGCCAUUUAUGCUGGAAAUAGUGUGGGUAUGCCAUUUAUGAUGGAAAGGGAGCAAUUUAUUAUUUUCAUAAUAAAUUGUAAGCCCUCUUUAUUCUCGGUGGCAAAGAGAAAGGACAUAGACAAAAGCUGGAGUCUUAUAGAAGUCUAUCUCAUGGCACACAAUUACACACACACAAAUAAAUAAAAAUAAAAAUGACAAAUGACAAGUUCUUAGAGGAACUGUUGUCUUUUUAAAACAAAUAAAUUGAAAGAAGAAAAUCUCCCAACAUCGGGCGCUAAGCUGUUAGAGUCUUUUAUUGUCCGAAUUAAGAAACUAUGACUCAUGACCGAUGUAGAAAAAUUAGGCACUUCAGUUUAAAGUAAGUGUUUGCGAGGAGAAUGCCGUGUUCUUGAAAAGGAGAUAAAGGGAAAAUCGUAGAUCCCAUCAACGUUUUCCAGAAAUAUUUCAAUCGGGCAAUUUUCCUCCGUCGCGUCAAGCAUUCGAGUAGACAAUUUUCUGAAACUUCUGAAGAAGAGACAAAGUUGCCACUUAUAAUACGAGGAGCAAGACAUUGAAGUGUAUUUAAGGGCUCUAGAUGGGUGGAAUAUGAGCUGUCAUAGACAAUUGCUCCAUACUCAAAGACAGGUCUUAGACAAGUCUCAUAGAGAUGGUUCUUCAAUUUGGCAGGGGCAUCUCGAAAAGUCCAAUGUAUCACACCCAACAUUCGUCUGCAUUUCAUCGUUACUUUUUCAAUGUGACUAGUCCAUUUUAGGUCAUGAGAAAUGUAGAGCUCGAGCAGUUUGAUCUCACUCACCCUCUUGGAAUUUCUCCUAACUUGACAAUAGCUGGUGAUUGAGAAAUAGGCUACGGUCGAAAAUCAACCACUGACACUUAUCAGCAUUCAAGUUGACAAGCAUCGUUUCACACCAAGUGUGAAUGCCAGUUACUUCGCCUCGAAAGGAAUCCAGGCUAUUAUCAGACGGGAGAGAUACGGCACAAAAGAGAAAAUAGAGUAGUAAGUUUGAGGCAUUCUGCAAUGUCAUUUAUGAAUAUCAAAAAGAGCAAGGGGCCCAAAUUCGAACCUUGCGGAACGCCAUAUGAUACUAAUAUUGCUUGGGAAAGUAGGUUGUUAAUUUUUACUCUUUGAGUUCGACCAUUAAGAUAUGAACCGGAUCAGUCGAAAAGUUUCUCAUCAACACCUGCCGAAUUUAAUUUUGAAAGCAAAGUUUGGUGAGGAACUCUAUCAAAGGCUUUCAUAAAGUCGAAUACAACUCCAGCCAUUUUUACUUUCUUAUCUGCGAAAGACGAGAGGCGGCUGACGAGAAAACUGAGUGCAUCGACAGUAGAUGAAAAGUAUGGUAUCAUCCUCUAGCAUGCAUUAUCUUAUCUGAAUGACAUCACUGUUUUCUUUCGUUAUCUUCUAUCGCGUUAUACGUUCUAUUACAUCAUACAUUCUACUAUAUCAGAUUUUCUUUCUCCCCUCUUCCUGUUGUAUAUAUACUUGUUGGUUUUCAAAGGGAAAACAAGUGAGUUUGAUUUAGUGUAAAAGAUAGAAAGUUAUUGAUACAGACUUAUGUUUGGGUAUAACAGUAUAUGCUGCACCGACCAUGUUUAGUCGUAAAUAAGUCGGUAAAUGUUCUCAAAAUCCUGAAGUAAUAAACUUAACGCCAAAUAAUAAAGCAAGGAUUUUCACCUUACUGUAGUUAAAGAGAUUUUCUUUUCUGCUAGCAAUACAAUUCAAUUCUUGUCAUUUGCGUCUAUUUCUUGGUUCUAGCAUCAUCAAUAACAAGUUCUCCUUCACAGACAACAACAUCACCAACACUUUGUUCGUCCGCUGAAUGGUAUCCAAAUGCAGCUACAGUUGCCGGCAGUGGUGGAGGCAAAGGUCAGUUAUCUAAUCCAGUGGAUAUUGCAAUUGACAGUCCACAGAAUCUAAUUGUUGCUGACUAUGGUAGUCACCGUCUACAAAAAUAUUUUUUGAAUAACAGCACCAUCAUCACCUUGGAAACAAAUGUAACAGUACAAAGUAUCUGCGUUGAUAAAUUUGAUAAUAUUUAUUUUACAAAUUUGAACUGUCAGUGUGUUUAG